Messenger RNA from Pipistrellus nathusii (Nathusius's pipistrelle), 1041 nucleotides. The record is from the annotation of a GenBank genome assembly. NCBI's taxonomy places the organism in Eukaryota, Metazoa, Chordata, Mammalia, Chiroptera, Vespertilionidae.
AUGGAAGAAUCGGACUCCGAGAAAAAGAUGGAGAAGGAGAAUCUGGGGCCAAGAGUGGAGCCUCCCAUAGGGGAGCCGGAAGGAUCGCUUGGGUGGGCGCUGCCAAAUACAGCCUUGAAGAAAAAGGUGCUAUUGAUGGGUAAAAGCGGGUCUGGUAAGACCAGCAUGAGAUCUAUUAUCUUUGCAAAUUAUAUUGCCAGAGACACGCGUCGCCUUGGUGCAACAAUUGAUGUAGAACAUUCCCAUGUUCGAUUUCUGGGAAACCUGGUGUUGAACCUGUGGGACUGUGGUGGACAGGACACCUUCAUGGAAAACUACUUCACUAGCCAACGGGACAACAUCUUCCGAAAUGUGGAGGUUCUGAUUUAUGUCUUUGAUGUGGAGAGCCGCGAACUGGAGAAGGACAUGCACUAUUACCAGUCAUGCCUGGAGGCCAUUCUGCAGAACUCGCCAGAUGCCAAAAUAUUUUGCUUGGUGCACAAGAUGGAUCUGGUACAGGAGGAUCAGCGGGAUCUGAUUUUCAAAGAGCGAGAAGAAGAUCUGAGGCGUUUGUCUCGCCCACUGGAAUGUUCUUGCUUCCGGACAUCUAUUUGGGAUGAAACUCUUUAUAAGGCUUGGUCCAGCAUUGUUUAUCAGCUGAUUCCCAAUGUUCAGCAGCUCGAAAUGAACCUGAGGAAUUUUGCCGAAAUUAUUGAGGCCGACGAAGUGCUUCUAUUUGAGAGAGCUACUUUCCUGGUGAUUUCUCACUAUCAGUGCAAAGAGCAGCGUGAUGCCCACAGAUUUGAAAAAAUCAGCAACAUUAUUAAGCAGUUUAAGCUAAGCUGCAGCAAGCUGGCUGCUUCUUUCCAGAGCAUGGAAGUUAGGAACUCUAACUUUGCUGCUUUCAUUGAUAUCUUUACAUCCAACACUUAUGUGAUGGUUGUGAUGUCUGAUCCAUCCAUUCCUUCUGCAGCGACUCUGAUCAACAUCCGCAAUGCCAGGAAACACUUUGAAAAGCUGGAAAGAGUGGACGGACCAAAGCAGUGUCUUCUCAUGCGCUAA